Molecule: messenger RNA, 702 nt
Organism: Mirounga angustirostris (Northern elephant seal)
Lineage: Eukaryota; Metazoa; Chordata; Mammalia; Carnivora; Phocidae
Product: arginine-hydroxylase NDUFAF5, mitochondrial-like
Exons: 1
Biological process (GO): mitochondrial respiratory chain complex I assembly
Cellular component (GO): mitochondrion
Molecular function (GO): S-adenosylmethionine-dependent methyltransferase activity
Source: RefSeq, a predicted model, not a curated record
CCUCCUGCAGCGGGGGUCCCAGCAAAGAAUCUCCACUUCAGGAAGGUCGCCUCUGGCGUCUCUCCCCCCGGCAGCACCUCACCCAGAGCCCUAAAUAUCUUCCACCGGGAUUUGAAGAGGAAACAGAAAAACUGGGCGGCCCGGCAGCCUGAGCCGAUGAAGUUUGGCUACCUGAAGGAGGAGGUUGAAAGUCGGAUUGCAGACCGUGUGUAUGACAUAGCCAGAAAUUUUUCCCUUGCUUUGGAUAUUGGUUGUGGAAGAGGUUACAUAACACAACAUUUGAAUAAGGCAACUGUUGGAAAGUUUUUCCAAGUGGACAUUGCAGAAAAUGCUUUGAAAAAUAUCUUAGAAAUGGAAAUUCCUACUGUCAGUGUUUUAGCUGAUGAAGAGUUCCUUCCCUUCAGAGAGAAUACAUUUGACCUGGUGGUUAGCAGUUUAAGUUUACACUGGGUGAAUGACCUUUCUAGAGCACUUGAACAGAUUCAUUACGUUUUAAAACCAGUUGGAGUAAUUAUCAGUGCAAUAUUUGCAGGUGACACACUCUGUGAACUUCGGUGUUCAUUACAGUUAGCAGAAACAGAAAGGGAAGGAGGAUUUUCUCCACACAUUUCCCCUUUCACUGCUGUCAAUGACUUAGGACAUCUGCUUGGGAGAGCUGGCUUUAAUACACUGACUGGGGUAACUAUCAAGAGAGUUGAUUAA